AUGAAAAAGAUGAUAAAACAUUGCAAAGAAGGAGACCCACCACCAGGGCACAAACCAAAGCAGAACCAACACAGACAGCAACACCCCCAAGAACAAGCAGACGCCUUCUACGAGGCCAGAGCACAUUGGCUACAGCUUUACGCAGACAGCCACCCACAGCUAAUACCCAGAACCCAACACGAUCCCCCAGUAACCACAGAAAACAUCUACAACAAAAACACCUUUGAAGAAUACGCAGCAGAAGGCCAACCAAUACCACCUCCCACACCACAGAUACUUCCCACAGUACCCAACCCACCAAGUUUGGACAAAUAG
This is a messenger RNA of Serpula lacrymans var. lacrymans S7.9, 315 nucleotides long. RefSeq lists its product as uncharacterized. The record is from RefSeq and is a predicted model, not a curated record. The coding region runs from base 1 to 315 and encodes 104 amino acids. NCBI's taxonomy places the organism in Eukaryota, Fungi, Basidiomycota, Agaricomycetes, Boletales, Serpulaceae. The transcript has 2 exons.